GAGUGCGAUCGACGCGCGUUUUACAAACGAAGUCUUAUUAAACGCUUUAUUAUUAAUUCCGAAAUGUCGACAUAUUCGAUAGACGCUGAAUUAUUCAUCGCUGAAGUAUCAAAACAGCCAGCUAUAUGGGAUUUGACUAGCGAUGAAAAUAAGCUGAGAAGGUACAAGGAUAAAGCAUGGGCGGAAAUCGCAAGAGUAUUCAUAAUAAACUUUGAUGAAUUGCCAGAUUCUAAUCAGUUAGAUAUUUUUCAAAAAUUACAAGGCAAAUGGAGAAACCUACGUGACAACUAUGUGCGUUCGUUGCGAAAAAAAGACUCACGAUACGCACACACUGAAAGGAUGUCCUUCCUCGACGUGGUGUACCAGCACCGACCGACGAGAAGCAUGGACAGGAAACGUUUUCAGAAACGCAGAAAGAACCGUAUUAAUUUUAAAGAGGAUUCUUCGUCGAACGACGAGCAAGGCCCAUCAACUUCGAUUGAAGACAGACUUGAUGAAUCGAGCCCAAGCAAUCUAGGUGCCGAUACUUUAAUAAUUAAAGCGGAAUCAUCUAGUGAAGAUGACCAUCCAUCUAUUAUUGAAAAUUUAAAACGAAAGAGAAGAGUGAAGGAAAAUCGCGUCGAGUUUUUAGAAAUACCGAAAGAAGAGGAAGUCCGGGUUACGUCAACCAAUGUUCCGGAUGAGGACAAAUUAUUCUUUGACUCUCUUUUACCGGUAGUGCACGAAUUUAAUCUAGACCAAAAAUUAGAAUUUCGCACGCAAAUUUUGCAUUUAUUAAAAAAAAUACGUUCUAAUCCAUUAUAAUUUAUAAUAAAUAGAUGAAUAUACUUUUAAUAUUUUCAUUGUGAAACCCUAUUAGUUAUCAUAAUAGACGUAAAGCAAAAAACGCAACGAAAUAAUAUCGCAAAAGAUAAGUCGAUUUAAACACGCAUGGAAAUGUAAUCGUCGAUAAAGUCAAGUGAUUAUUAAAAACAGUAUUGUUUUUAUAUCUGAUUAAAUAAUUGUUGAAUA
Colias croceus (clouded yellow) is the source of this 1011-nucleotide messenger RNA. RefSeq lists its product as uncharacterized. Lineage: Eukaryota; Metazoa; Arthropoda; Insecta; Lepidoptera; Pieridae. Gene Ontology annotation, molecular function: DNA binding. Gene Ontology annotation, cellular component: transcription regulator complex; nucleus. The transcript has 2 exons. The record is from RefSeq and is a predicted model, not a curated record. Gene Ontology annotation, biological process: regulation of transcription by RNA polymerase II. The coding region runs from base 64 to 804 and encodes 246 amino acids.